UUAAAACAUCCUAACAUUCAAUAUGCGUGUACUGCAUUCCCAUGCAUUUUGGCGUCCUUGGACAAACAAAAACUAGACGUCUAAAAAUAGUUAGAAACCAUCAAGUAAUUCAUUAUAAAAAAUAGGAAAACAAAAAAAAAACUUGUGAACUUAAUUGUCGAUAUGUUAAGGGAAAAGAUAUUGGUGUUAACAUUAUUUUCGAUUUAUUGCCUUUCAUCAGCGGCUGGACAAAACAAAUCCUUUUCUGCACUUUUCGCUUUUGGAGAUUCAAUACUAGAUACUGGUAACAAUAAUCGUCUUCUUACUCUACUCAAGGGAAAUUUUUGGCCAUAUGGUUGGAACUAUGACUAUAAGAUACCGACGGGCAGAUUUGGAAAUGGAAGAGUUUUCACCGAUAUGGUUGCUCAAGAGUUGGGGGUGAAAAGAGUUGUACCCGCUUAUCGCAGGUUGCGUCGCAUCAAGCCCGACGACCUUAAAACUGGCGUUUGUUUCGCAUCAGGUGGUUCAGGAAUUGACCAUCUUACAUCCAGAACACUGGGAGUUUUGUCCACAGGCGACCAAAUAGGAGAUUUCAAAAAAUAUUUGAAGAAACUAAAGAAUGCGACGAAAAAUAAGAAAGAAAUGAAAAAAAUAAUUUCAAACGCAGUGUUUCUUAUUUCUGAAGGAAAUAACGAUAUUGGAUACUUCGUGACUCCCGCUCGUCUACGAUUACGAUCCAUAGAUACAUACACAAGUGACAUGGUUUUUUGGACAAAAGCAUUCCUACAAGAUUUAUAUGAUCUUGGAGCGAGAAAAUUCGCGGUGAUGGGAGUGAUUCCGGUAGGAUGCUUGCCUUUCCAUCGCUUCCUAUUUGGUGGAGUAUUCGCAUGGUGUAACUUCAUGAUGAAUAGAAUUUCGGAAGACUUCAACACAAAAUUACAGAAAGCUCUUAUUGGUUACGAAGUAGAAAAAAGUUUUAAAGGUGCAAAGUUUGUUUACGUCGACAUGUACGGCUCUAUUAUGGAUCUUAUCAACCAUCCUAAGGCCUAUGGGUUUACAGAAGCGAAAAGAUCGUGUUGUUGUAUGGUGACAUCGAUAAUACCAUGCCGAAACCCGGAUGAGUACGUAUUCUAUGACUUCGCUCACCCCACCAUGAAAACCUAUGAAGUAAUAUCUAAACCUCUUGUCUAUCAGAUGAGGAAAGGCCUUGCAUGAUUUAGUUCCUUGUUUCUUACCAUGUUUAAUUUUAAUAUUCAUGUAACAGGCGACAAUAUCAUACAUGACGAUAUAUAUUCUUAGUAUAAAGAAUGUAUAAACCAGUGAUAUAUAAUUGUAUUGUCCUUUCUUCUAUAAUGUCACAGAACAAACGCGCUUGUCAAUAAAUGCAUGUAUGGUUACGGAAAUAACACAGAAGAGGGCUUUUAAAAACGA
This is a messenger RNA of Brassica rapa (field mustard), 1410 nucleotides long. It is a transcript of the gene EXL6, whose product is annotated as GDSL esterase/lipase EXL6. Gene Ontology annotation, biological process: lipid metabolic process. Gene Ontology annotation, molecular function: lipase activity. Gene Ontology annotation, cellular component: extracellular region. The record is from RefSeq and is a predicted model, not a curated record. NCBI's taxonomy places the organism in Eukaryota, Viridiplantae, Streptophyta, Magnoliopsida, Brassicales, Brassicaceae.